CUAAACUCGGCUGGGAGAUUAUUAGUCCAGGUGAUGAUGAGUCUCAUGUUAGUUUCGGUGCUCACGGUCAUGAUAAUCAAGAAACAUCUAUGCAUCCGAUAUUUUACGCAUUCGGACCGGCAUUUCGAACUAAUUUACAAGUGGAAUCAUUUCGUAGCGUUGACUUCUAUCCGUUGAUGUCGCAUGUACUUCAGCUGAAAGAAGUAGAAACCAAUGGUUCAUUCAACAAUGUUCAAGGUAUUCUCAAGGAAUUCUUCAAAACGGAUAUUCUUAACACAAUUCACACAUUAAUUACUAAAACAACAGUGAAACUACGAAAUUGGGGAUACGUGGAGAUUGUCUGCUUAAUUUCAGUGAUUUUAAUGGGUCUGGUCUUUACUAUUGUUGCCUGUCGAUAUUCGAAACAGUUAGUCUAUGUUCAAUCGCAAUAUGAACCGAUUCGUUACCGUUUGUUGAGUAUCACGGAAGGUUCAACGAAUAAUUUUGUGGCUAGCGAUAGUGACGCUGACGAGGUGAUCAAUUGA
Molecule: messenger RNA, 524 nt
Organism: Adineta ricciae
Lineage: Eukaryota; Metazoa; Rotifera; Eurotatoria; Adinetida; Adinetidae
Source: the annotation of a GenBank genome assembly